GGCUAUGACGGCUUUGAGGGCUAGAACCGUUCUCAGAGCUGGGACCGUUUCAAGCCUGGAGGUUUCAAGGUUAUCGCUCUCUGCAUAAAGCAAUGCAUAAAUGCACAAUGGCCGUUUCAUAGUCACCUGACUGAUAGCUGGCUGGUGCCAGCCUGAGAUAAAGCGGCAAAUGCGCUAAACCUAGUUCGUUGCAUACUUGGCAUUUGGUAAAACCUCGUACCGACUAUGAUUAUUGACAAAACCACCUAUUCGACAUCGUGAUUUAUUGAGCAUCGAAGCUCACCACCUCGCCAGCGAAUAUCCUACAUAGUGCUUUACGGCCUCGUAUCUAUCGAACCUCUCGAACCUUCAUAACGAUCAAAUUCAACCGGAGCGCGCAUUUCGAUUAACAGACAAACGCGCCACAUGUCUGAAGAGACAGCACUUGUCCCGGCGCAAUCAGGCGAAGUUGCUGCGCCGGCGCCUAAGAAAGUGAAACGAAUCAUCAGGAAGAAAAGGCCGGCACGUCCCCAAUGCGACUCAACUGCAAAAUCAGAACCUCCACCACAAACCGGAGUUGUCUAUAACGUUUGGUACAAUAAAUGGAGCGGAGGGGAUCGCGAAGACAAUAUUGCCACCGCCGCGAAAGGCCGCUGCAAUAUCCAGAACGAUUCGGGAUACACCAGAGCUGAUAAGGUCGCUGGCUCAUAUUUUUGUCUUUUCUUUGCGAGAGGCAUUUGUCCCAAUGGACAAGACUGUCAAUAUCUGCACCGAUUGCCAGGAUUGCAUGACCUUUUCAAUCCAAAUGUAGACUGCUUUGGCAGAGAUAGGCACUCAGAUUACAGAGACGACAUGGGGGGUGUAGGUUCUUUUAUGCGAACUAACAGAACCAUAUAUGUGGGAAGAAUACAUGUCACUGAUGACAUAGAGGAAAUCGUGAGCCGACAUUUUGCGGAAUGGGGACAAAUUGAACGUGUCCGAGUACUCAACACCCGCGGAGUUGCGUUUAUUACAUAUACGAACGAGGCCAACGCGCAAUUUGCUAAGGAAGCCAUGGCACACCAGUCACUCGACCACAACGAGAUCCUCAACGUGCGGUGGGCAACCGCAGACCCUAACCCUAUGGCUCAAGCAAGAGAAGCGAGACGGAUUGAAGAGCAAGCCGCAGAGGCUAUACGCAGGGCGUUGCCAGCCGAGUUCGUUGCUCAGAUCGAAGGUCGAGAUCCUGAGGCUAGGAAACGGAGAAAGAUUGAGAGUGGCUUUGGCCUCGAAGGAUAUGAGGCUCCAGAUGAUAUCUACUUUGCUCGGGGUGCGCAGGCCGUUAAUCCAAUAGGGCGACAAGGCUAUGAGUUGGAGCAUGAGCAACGAUUAAUGAUUGAAGGUGGCGAAGGUGGUGAGGCUGGCAAUACUGAUAGUAAUGCUGUGCCGGGGGAAAUAGUACAGCAAGGGGAAACUCAGUCAAAUGGGAUAUUGUCAAGCAGUACAUUGGCAGCCCUGAAGACUGCCAAAGUUACGGCGGCUCCAAAGGAAAAGGCGGCGAUGCCUUCAGGGCCGUUGGUGAAUUACGGUAGCGAUAGUGACGACGAUGAAUAAGUAGAACCUACCUGUUAUGUUCUAUCAAUAUAUACCCCCAAGGUCGUUACAUGGUAAUCAUUUUCCCC
Messenger RNA from Xylaria bambusicola, 1640 nucleotides. RefSeq names its product RNA recognition domain-containing protein. NCBI's taxonomy places the organism in Eukaryota, Fungi, Ascomycota, Sordariomycetes, Xylariales, Xylariaceae. The coding region runs from base 406 to 1572 and encodes 388 amino acids. Gene Ontology annotation, molecular function: metal ion binding; U6 snRNA binding; pre-mRNA binding. The record is from RefSeq and is a predicted model, not a curated record. Gene Ontology annotation, cellular component: U2-type catalytic step 1 spliceosome; U2-type catalytic step 2 spliceosome; Prp19 complex. The transcript is spliced from 7 exons.